AUGAUUAAACUAUUUAAACCACGAAUAUGUUUAACAAAACCAUUAUUGCCGUCUUUAAGGCUAAAUAAUACCUUUCGUUUAUCAAGAACAUAUCACUAUUACCCAAAACUGCCAGCAUAUUCAAUACGACAAUUUGCAACAACUGGUAUAAAACCAGAUACUAUACCAUUAAAUACCCCAAAAAAGCCUAGAUCCAAUGGAUACAAAAAGUUGUUUUAUAUAGGAAUAGGUCUUGGAUUAACUGGAACUAUACUUUAUUAUACAAAUGAUAAAUUCAAACAUACAAUUUUGACAAUAGAUAGAGUCGGAGUGGUUGUAGUUGCCAUGACUAGGUGUUUUGCAUUAUAUAAAGAAACAUUAGGACAAGAAUUUAGUAGUCCAGAAAAACGACAAGAAGCAUUAUCCAAAACUCAUCAAAGAGCUGCAAAUAUAACAUUAAAAGCAUUGGAAAAAAAUGGAGGAAUAUAUAUAAAAUUAGGACAACAUUUAUCAGCAUUAACUUAUUUAUUACCACCAGAAUGGACAGAGACAAUGAUCCCAUUACAAGAUAAAUGUCCCAGAUCAUCAGUUGAAGAAAUUGAAAAAAUGUUUGAAACAGAUUUAGGUUUAAAUUUAUCAGAUAUAUUUAUUGAAUUUGAUCCUAAUCCUAUUGGAGUUGCAAGUUUAGCACAAGUUCAUAUAGCUAAAUUAAGAAGUAAUGGGGGGAAAGUAGCAGUAAAAGUUCAACAUCCAAGUUUAAAAGAGUUUGUACCAUUAGAUGUUGAAUUAAUAAAUAUGGUUUUCAAUCUUAUGUAUAAAGCAUUCCCUGAAUAUCCAUUAACUUGGUUAGGUGAAGAAACUCAAAACUCAAUAUUCACAGAAUUGGAUUUUACAAAGGAAGCUGAAAACUCCAAAAGGACUGCUGAACAUUUUAAAGAUUUUACAUUUUUGAAAAUUCCUAAAAUUUUACAAGAUGAGAAAAGAAUUCUAAUAAUGGAAUAUGUAUCUGGUGCAAGAUUAGAUAAUUUAAAUUAUUUAAAAAAUCAUGAUAUAGACCCGUCACAAGUAAGUACUUGUUUAACUCAUAUUUUCAAUGAUAUGAUAUUCACACCAGAUGUUGGUUUACAUUGUGAUCCUCAUGGUGGUAAUUUGGCUAUAAAAAGUGUACCUACAAAAAAAGGAUAUAAUUUCGAAAUUAUAUUAUAUGAUCAUGGACUUUAUAGAGAUAUUCCAUUACAAAUAAAACGUGAUUAUUCUCAUUUUUGGUUAGCUGUAUUAGAUAAUAAAAUUCCUGAAAUGAAAAAAUAUGCAAAUUUAAUAGCAGGUAUAGAAGGUGAACAAAAAUUUAAAAUUUUUAUAAGUGCAAUAACUGGUAGAACUCCAGAAGCUGUAUUAAAUAAUGAAAUUAAAAAGAAAAGAUCCAAAAAUGAAGUAUUUGAAAUUCAAUCACAAAUAAAUGAUGAUAAUUCUGGUGUAUUGGAAGAUUUAAUGGAUAUUUUAUCAAAUAUGCCAAGAAUGAUUUUGUUGAUUUUAAAAACUAAUGAUUUAACAAGACAUUUAGAUGAAAAUUUACAAUCUGAAUUAGGUCCUGAAAGAACUUUUUUAAUAAUGGCAAAUUAUUGUGCUAAAAAUGUUUAUGAUGAACAAAAUGAAUUAAUUAAUAUAAAAGAUACAGGAUUAACUUGGGUUUUUCAAAGAACUUUAAAUUGGUUUGAUUAUCAUAAAAGAUUAACUACAUUAUUUAUUUACGAUAUCUUUUUAAAAUUUCAUAACCUUAGAAUGAGAUGGUUUUAA
Messenger RNA from Lodderomyces jiufengensis, 1773 nucleotides. RefSeq lists its product as uncharacterized. NCBI's taxonomy places the organism in Eukaryota, Fungi, Ascomycota, Pichiomycetes, Serinales, Debaryomycetaceae. The coding region runs from base 1 to 1773 and encodes 590 amino acids. The transcript has a single exon. Gene Ontology annotation, biological process: mitochondrion organization; lipid homeostasis. Gene Ontology annotation, cellular component: mitochondrial inner membrane. The record is from RefSeq and is a predicted model, not a curated record.